AUGUCCAACGGAACCAACGGAGGUGUGAAGCGAAAACUGGAAAUCUUGGAUCGCGAUGCCUUCUUGGAAAGGUCCAAGGCAGCCCGCUUGAGACGAAAUCCCAAAGGUCACUUCAUCAAGGCGAUGUACAACAGUUUGGUGGAUGCCAUCAUCACGGAUCCGGAGUUGAUGGUGCUGCCACUGGACGACCAUGCCAUUGUCAGGGGCCAUGCUGUGUUCGAUACCUGCACCCUUGCGAGUGGCUGUGUCUAUAGGCUGGGCAUCCAUUUGGAUCGACUCUUCAAGUCAGCCAGCCUGGCUCGGCUCAAGUUGCCCUUCGGGGACAGCGAGGAGGAGAACCGACGAAGAAUUACCGAAAUUGUUUGUGAGACGUGCGUCGCUAGUGGCUUGCGAAAUGGAGGCGUCCGCUACUUUCUCACUGCCGGGCCGGGCAACUUCGGAUACACUUCGGCAGGAUGCGAACCAGCCUUCUACGUGACAGUGCUGUCAGGCGAGAAAAGCGCUGAAGUAAAAGCCACUUCGGAAUCAUUGGUGCCAGCCACAGAGGUGCCCAUGAAGCCCACCCUAUUGGCUACUUUGAAGAGCAACAACUACCUGCUGAACUGCAUGUUAGCCAUGGCUGCACAGGACCGAGGGGGUAACUUUGGCAUCAACUACCGUGAUGACGGAUCGAUAUCGGAAGGCUGUGUGGCAAAUUGCUGUAUUGUCACCAAAGAGAAGGUCUUCAUUACCCCUCCGUUCGAUGGCAUCCUGGCCGGAACCACCGUGCGGAAGGCGAUGCAGCUCAUCAAAGAACAUAUGCAGGGAGAGGACAAGGAGAUUAAGGAAGUGCGACAGGAGAAAAUGAAGAAGGACCAGCUCUUCGAGGCCUUGGAGGUGAUCAUGACCAGCGGUGACUUGGGAGUGGCUCCAGUGACCAGCAUCGACGGCACAAGCAUUGGUGAUGGACAGGUGGGACCUGUCGCAAAGAAGUUGAAAGAGCUCAUUUGGAAGGCUCUUUUAGCCGGCAACGACUAA
Cladocopium goreaui is the source of this 1017-nucleotide messenger RNA. The record is from the annotation of a GenBank genome assembly. NCBI's taxonomy places the organism in Eukaryota, Dinophyceae, Suessiales, Symbiodiniaceae.